Hypanus sabinus (Atlantic stingray) is the source of this 970-nucleotide messenger RNA. Its product is annotated as myelin protein P0-like. Bases 112 to 933 code for a protein of 273 amino acids. Lineage: Eukaryota; Metazoa; Chordata; Chondrichthyes; Myliobatiformes; Dasyatidae. The record is from RefSeq and is a predicted model, not a curated record. The transcript has 8 exons. Gene Ontology annotation, cellular component: membrane.
CGGUCACUGACGAGGAGAAAAUCCAGGCUUCAGUUGAACAGAUGAAGUAUUGAAUGGGAUUCCAUUGAGGCAGCUUUACAACAAAAUUGUUGGUGGAGAGAUCAACAUCUUAUGAUGAACAGUGGAAUGGGACUGAACUUACUCCUAAUGUUACUCACAGUCUACGAUAUCCGGCCAAUCUUACCUGUUGGUAUCUAUACCCCAGACUAUCGGGUUGUGCAUCAGGGAGUGGAUCUACUGUUAGACUGCACGCUUGACUACCAAGAACACAUUCAAAUGCAUAACAUCAAACUAGAAUGGUUGUACAUCCCUACUGAUGCACAUGAAGAGAAUCAGAUAUUCUUUUUCUAUCAAAAUGUCAGUACGGUGGCACAGGACAGUAAGUUCACCCAAAGGUUGAAGUGGGUGGGUGACAUCAUGAAAAAAAACGCCUCCAUUCUCAUAAGUGAUGUGAACUGUAGUGACAACGGUGAAUUCAUCUGUGAUUUGAGGAUCCCCAGAUUUUCCAACAGUGUCUAUAGAAGCAAGACACGUUUAAUAGUUUGGUGUGAAGAAAGUAUGCGCCCACGAGUCUUGAACAUUCCCAGUUCCAAGGAAGGGAUAACAAAGAAUGUUAUCAUAUAUAUAUCAGCUGGGUUUUUCACCAUCUUCAUUGCACUCUCUGUACUCCUAUUAAUCAUAUGGAAACAUUCAUCAUGUACAGCACCAAGAAAUGAAAGUAUCAGUGAUUCACCAGGACAGAAUGAUGCAAGUGCCCUUGAGAAUGUUAAGGAAACAGAUGGUUACUUAACUGUGAACCGGCAGCCGGCACAUCAGAACGACAGAAAAAGGACAUCUGUGGAGGAAAAGCAAAAUAAGGAAACAAAAAAAGAUGAAGAUGAAACCUAUGUAACAAUGCAUGCAUUCUCAGGAACCAGGAAAACAAGUGACUAGUCUCCUAACCCAGUCAAACAACAAUGAUACAGCAAGA